UCAGAUGUGAAACACAGAAUUGAACAGACAGAAGUUGCAGUGUGUAUUCUGUCCACGUUUAUGUGUGUUUUCAUGUGUGUUAACCUGGUUUUCUGAUGUUUACCUGCCGCCCUCGUUAACGUUUUCUUUAUGCCUGUUAAGUCUCUAAAGCCUGUAAUCUCCACCCUCCACCGCCCACUGAUUAAAACACACACACAAUAAAACAACACACACACACACACACUCCAGUGAAUAUAUCGUAUGUCGCUGUGUGUGUUUCCAGAUGUUCUCCGUUUGGAUUUGACCUAUUCUCCAUUACAUGCUGAUCUGAACAGCUUAUGGUGUUUUUCUUCAACACUGUCAUAUGACAUUUAAACCUCAGGGAGCCACACAGCGAUGCUUCCUGUUAAAAAUCUUUUUUUUUUUUGUUUUCCCAGAUGGUUGAAUCAGUUUAUCGCUUCCGUUUAUGAAUCGAUUACUCAGGUCAGCAGAAAGUAAUGUUGAGACGUGGUUGGACAUCCACACGAAUGUGUAUUCGCGUUUGUAUCCACAGAUUUUGUAAAAAUUCAUCAAUGCUUACCGAGACGCUGAUGUUUUUUUAUGCUUCUUGUCUGAAAUGUUUUGUUCCACACCAAAAUGUGAGUCCAGUGUUUUCAGAUGAAUCUGCUCUGAGCAUUUACAAAUAGCUUUCUUUAAAAAAAAAAAAAAAAAAAAGGAGCUCGUGCCGAAGCUGUCGUGAUGUCGAGUGAUGUUUUCAUACAUUUCCACCCUGAAGAGCAUUUUGGUGCAAACUCACUUAAGCCACACUUAAACGCGGCUGUUGUGUUUUAGUUUAUCGCGUCUGGAAACUGUUUUCACCGUUUCCUUUACUAACACUAAAAAAACAUAGCUUGCUUUUUCAGAUUUAUCCACUUUGGAGUCCAAAUUCAAAAAUACUUGUGAAUCAUCUGACUUUUCCUCGCCCCUACUGAAGAGAGUGGAUUUUAGAGGAAUCCUCUUUUCUGAAAAGCUCCAUUUUUUCCUCAGUAAACCGAUGAUGUAGUGUGGACGGAGAGCCAGACUGGAUAGAAAAAGCAGAUCUGAAAUAAUUUGAUGUUGAGAAUGAUAUAUUAUCUCUCCAUAUUAAUUCACUGAUUCAUCUUUCUGUUAUAUAUAUUAUAUAUUUGCUUUGGAUGCUCGUUUCUAUCAGAAUUACCAGCCAAUAAAGCUUCAGUCAAACUGACAUUGGGGGGCUGAGCGAGGUAAAUAGUCUGUGUGUGAGAGAGAGAGAGCGGUAGAGUGAGGUUUUUUUUUGUGUGUGUGUGUGUGUGUGUGUGUGUGUGUGUGUGUGUGUGUAAUAGGGAGAGAGAGCGGUAGAGCGAGGUAUAGUCAGACUGUCCUCCGAUUGUUUCUGAUGUGUUCAGUUGGAGCUGAGCAGCUUCACAUCACAAAGCAAAAGACUCUCAACUCUUAAUUAACUUCAUUUAUUAACAGUUCAUUUUAAUUAACGCUUUAUUCUCAAUUUGUCACAUUUAGUUUUUGGAAUUAUUUCCAGCACAGUGUCGUGUGUCACAGAAACGAAAUCCUUCACUCCCUCCACCUCCAGGAGAUCAUCAUUAAAUGAAGGUGGAGGGGUUACAGGAGGACGGAGAGUCUGGUUCUGUGUCUUCAGCAGACCGGACCGGGGGAGGCGGUGCCGUCGUCACCACUGUUCGUAGCAGUGGGUCAGCGUGCAGCCCCGGCUCGGCCGAACUCUGCAUGUCACGACUGCUGAGCGCGGUGGAGAGCGAGCUGCAGGCCGGCCGGGAGAAGGGCGACCCGACAGAGAGGGAGCUGAGGGUGGCGCUGGAGGACGCCGAGCUGUGGAGGAAGUUUCAACACAUCACCAACGAGAUGAUCGUCACCAAGAACGGACGCCGUAUGUUCCCGGUCCUGAAGGUCAGCGUUUCCGGUCUGGACCCCAGCUCCAUGUACUCCUUCCUGCUGGACUUUGUGCCGGCCGACGGCUACCGAUGGAAGUUUGUGAACGGGGAGUGGGUGGCGGCCGGCCGGGCAGAGGGCCGCGGCGAGGGGCGGGGCCAUGGCGGCAUCUACAUCCACCCAGACUCUCCAAACUUCGGAGCUCACUGGAUGAAAGCGGCUGUGACCUUCAACAAGGUCAAACUCACCAACAAGGUCAACGGAGGAGGACAGAUUAUGUUGAACUCUCUCCAUAAGUACGAGCCUCAGCUCCACAUCGUCUGCGUCGGCUCACGCCAUCGUCUGGUUUCCAACGUUUCCUUCAAAGAAACUCAGUUCAUUGCGGUCACUGCCUAUCAGAACGAAGAGAUCACUGCUCUGAAGAUCAAAUACAACCCGUUUGCUAAAGCCUUCCUGGACGCCAAAGAGAGGAACCCAGGGGGACGAGGUUUAGUGGAGUCAUCAGAGAGUCGUGUUUCAGGGAUUCAACCCUGCUGGUCACUGUGCUCAGCUGGAGGAGGCGGGGCUUUUCCUUAUGGCAGCAGCCUCCCAUUGACGUCACAUCAUCACCAUGGUUACAAACACCACGGUUACCCGGGUCGACACACACCUUACCCCACGGCCUACCUGCCGCACCGCUCACACUCCUCGGUAUGUCUUUCUGAAGGCGUCCAGGUGUUAUCGGACGGAUGGAGCAGUCCCUCCCCUCGCCCUGCCUCCUCCUCUUCCUCUUCUUCCUCCUCUUCCUCCUCCACCUCCCUUACCCUGACCAGCAGUGCUCCUUCGUCACAGCCUCCUCCUCACAACUCCAGUCAGUAUCCCUGUCUGUGGACUGUGGGAUGCAGUGAGCUAAGCCCCUCCCACUCUCCAUGCACCGCUCUCCACGGACCAAUCAGCAGCGAGAGUCUCAUGCAGCCUCCCAAUCAUGGUCGAGUGGGUGGUUGGCCACCUGGCCCCACGCACUCCUUCUGAGGAGGGAUGUGAUUGAUCGGAUGGGUAACUGAGAUAAUUCACUCUGGCUGUUCCUUACUGGUAUUUACUGGUGACUAAACAUAAGCACUGGUAGUUCUUUACUAAUAUUGUUGGUUAUUUUUGCAAACUGGUGCCUAUUUGUGGCUACAUGUAACAAUCCAGUGACUACUGGUAAAACUAAUGGGUAGUUGUAGUUAGUGUUUGUAAAUACUGGUGCUUACAGUUAAUUGCAAUUAAUACUUGUAACUGGUGUUGGUGACUACUGGUAACGACUGGUGGCUUUGUUUGCUACUUACCUAGAGGUGGCUACUGAGAGCUGUUAACCACCAGUGACUGCUGCCUCUCUGGGUAUUGGCAAACCAACGGUAGCCACUGGCGGCCACUGGUAACUACCGUUGGUUAAUAUUCACUGUUAAUAUCUAUUGAUUACCAACAUAUGUUGGUAAUGUUGGCUACCAGUGGGUAGUUAAGCUACACUAUUUAUUGCAUGUAAAGAAAUCUUAUAAUUUAUUUCACAAAUUAACAUCUGCAUAAAAGUAGCCUGUCAAAAGUUACUGAAUUACAAAGAUCAGAGUUUGCAGAUCAGUCCUGAUGCUGAUUCUUAGACAUACUGUACUGAUGUUGUUGGUGUUACGGCACCCCCUGGUGUUUAUUUAUCCUGUCCUCACAGGAAUGGCUGCUGGGUGUCCGGCAGAGUCCAGUGUGUCUUUAUGUAAACAUGUAUAUAUCUGUACAGUCCAUCAGCUGUGUUUGAAGAAAAGAGAAUCAUAUUGAUCGAUACUGGUCGAUGGGGCUAGUUGACAGAGGGUUUUUUUGUUUGUUUUUAUAAGACAUAUAUUUCCUGUCCAGUAUUGUUGGUUAUUUCAGCAGCUACAUGUUAUUGCUUUGUGUUGUGUCUGUUCUUCUGAUCGCUUCUGAAAAGCAGAAAUAAAACAGUAAAAAUGCAUAGAUGAAAAUCUACAAUUUAAGAACUUUUGCUCUGUUGCUUGUGGAAAUGCAGAAUUAUUAUUCUGCUCUUGUCUUUGUCUUGUCUUUGUUGUUGGUCUUGUUGUUGUUGUUGCUGCAUUAGGUUUACAGCAUGAAUGAGACAGAGAAAGAAUGUUUCUGCUCAGUGUCAAUAAAGGUUUAAAGGACAAUUUGCUUCUAAUAUCCUAUUUUUCUCAAAAGAAGACAUUUUCACAGGAAUAUACAA
Messenger RNA from Toxotes jaculatrix (banded archerfish), 4081 nucleotides. RefSeq names its product T-box transcription factor 19 (gene tbx19). The transcript is spliced from 10 exons. The coding region runs from base 1579 to 2889 and encodes 436 amino acids. Gene Ontology annotation, cellular component: nucleus. The record is from RefSeq and is a predicted model, not a curated record. Lineage: Eukaryota; Metazoa; Chordata; Actinopteri; Toxotidae. Gene Ontology annotation, biological process: mesoderm formation; cell fate specification; regulation of transcription by RNA polymerase II. Gene Ontology annotation, molecular function: DNA-binding transcription factor activity, RNA polymerase II-specific; RNA polymerase II cis-regulatory region sequence-specific DNA binding.